Solea senegalensis (Senegalese sole) is the source of this 4175-nucleotide messenger RNA. It is a transcript of the gene trim37, whose product is annotated as tripartite motif containing 37. The record is from RefSeq and is a predicted model, not a curated record. NCBI's taxonomy places the organism in Eukaryota, Metazoa, Chordata, Actinopteri, Pleuronectiformes, Soleidae. Gene Ontology annotation, molecular function: tumor necrosis factor receptor binding; ubiquitin protein ligase activity; ubiquitin protein ligase binding. The transcript has 25 exons. Gene Ontology annotation, cellular component: peroxisome; aggresome. Bases 263 to 3103 code for a protein of 946 amino acids. Gene Ontology annotation, biological process: negative regulation of centriole replication; protein autoubiquitination.
GACAGUGGCAGCUCGCGGCAGCUGCAUCUUUAACUCACUUAUUAUCAUCCUUUUUUGUGGGAUUUAAUUUCAGCCUCCACUGAGCGACACCGAGCUUUAUUUUAUCCCGAAUGUGUCUGCGUCACCGGAGGCAACAACCGCCGCGGUGCACGGCGGUAUUUAGCAUGUAGCUUAGCCGUUUGUUUGGCAGGUGACACAGAAAGACCACUGGCUCCAAACUCUUUGAUUCAUCCUCGAGAUUUAGACCUUCAAACUGGCUGAAAUGGAUGAACAAAGUGUCGAGAGCAUCGCUGAGGUGUUUCGCUGCUUCAUCUGCAUGGAGAAACUGCGGGACGCUCGCCUCUGCCCUCACUGCUCCAAACUCUGCUGCUUCAGUUGCAUACGACGCUGGUUGACAGAGCAGAGAGCCCAGUGUCCACACUGUCGGGCUCCACUUCAGCUGAGAGAGCUGGUCAACUGUCGCUGGGCAGAGGAGGUGACCCAGCAGCUCGACACCCUUCAGCUCUGCAGCCUCACCAAGCACGAAGACAAUGACAAGGACAAAUGUGAGAACCACCACGAGAAGCUGAGUGUUUUCUGCUGGACCUGUAAGAAAUGCAUCUGUCAUCAGUGUGCUUUGUGGGGAGGCAUGCACGGUGGUCACACCUUCAAGCCCUUGGUGGAGAUCUAUGAGCAGCAUGUGACCAAGGUGAAGGAGGAGGUCGCCAAACUCCGCCGUCGCCUCAUGGAGCUCAUCAGUCUGGUGCAGGAAGUGGAGAGGAACGUAGAGGCCGUGAGGGGAGCGAAGGACGAGAGAGUCAGAGAAAUCCGAAACGCUGUGGAGAUGAUGAUCGCUCGCCUGGACAAUCAGCUCAAGAACAAACUCAUCACUCUCAUGGGCCAGAAGACAUCUCUGACUCAGGAGACGGAGCUGCUGGAGUCUCUGCUGCAGGAGGUGGAGCAUCAGCUUCACUCCUGCAGUAAAAGUGAACUCAUCUCCAAGAGCCCAGAGAUCCUGCUCAUGUUUCAGCAGGUCCAUCGUAAACCCAUGCAGUCGUUCGUCACCACUCCUGUCCCCCCGGACUUCACCAGUGAACUGGUCCCUGCAUACGACUCUAGCACUUUUGUUCUCGUCAACUUCAGCACCCUGAGGCAGCGAGCUGACCCCGUGUACAGCCCGCCUCUCCAGAUAUCUGGGCUUUGCUGGAGACUCAAAGUUUACCCAGAUGGUAAUGGUGUGGUCCGUGGAAAUUACCUGUCCGUCUUCUUGGAACUCUCCGCUGGACUUCCUGAAACAUCAAAAUACGAGUACCGUGUGGAAAUGGUCCAUCAAGCCUCCAAUGACCCGACCAAGAACAUCAUCCGGGAGUUUGCCUCAGACUUCGAGGUCGGUGAAUGCUGGGGCUACAACCGCUUCUUCAGACUGGACCUUCUGGCCAGUGAGGGCUACCUGAACAUGCAGACAGACACACUGGUCCUCUGCUACCAGGUUCGCUCACCCACCUUCUUCCAGAAAUGCAGAGAUCAGUACUGGUACAUCAGCCAGCUGGAGUCGGCCCAGAGCGGCUACAUACAGCAGAUCAACAACCUCAAAGAGAGGUUGGCGAUUGAGCUGUUUCGCCGUCAAACGUCACGUAGCUCCUCGCCCCCUGACCAGAGGCUGACCUCAGGCACCACAGCCUCUGAAAGAGACCCUCGCUCGGUGAAGAGUGACGAUGAUAUCCAUACUACUCUGACCAACGCUAAAAAAUUUGAAGAGGAGGAGAGGACCCUGCAAGAUGACUCUAAUGAGCUGUCGGACGGUGACUUGGAGGUGGACUGUCUGACGGAGGAGGAGGUGAACCCGCUGGACGGCAGCAGCACCUCAGGCAGCUCCACGGCCACCAGCAACACUGAGGAGAACGACAUCGACGAGGAAACCAUGUCAGGAGAAAACGAUGUCGACUUCAUUGGGAACCUGGAAACGGAAGAAGGAGAACUUCCCGAUGACUUGGCUGGAGCCGCAGGUGGAUCCCUCUCAGGUGCGCCCUCCCUGCAUCGCAGCGCUGCUGCUGCUGCUGCUGCUGCUCGUGGUGCCAGUAACAGUGGAGUUGGCGCGUGUGGUGCCGCCGUGGGCUCAGGCAGCAACAGCCUCCUGGAGUUGGACCCAGUCAUCCUGAUCCAGCUGCUGGAUCUGAAGGAGCGCAGCAGUGUGGAGUCUCUGUGGGGCCUUCAGCCUCGGCCUCCGUUAUCUCUCCUGCACACACAAGCUCACCCUCACUCGAGAAAAGAACGAGAGCGUCGGCCUCAGGUGGUGAGACGAUCCGCUCCGGACUCUGGCGUCCUGAUCCGCCUCAAGGCUCAGAUGGCCGAGGUCCGCAGCAAGAUCUCGGUCAAGAAUCAAAUGCUGGAGGCUCGUGGUUCUGCGGAGCUGAGGCCUGGCCCGUCGGGGGCCUUCACUGUGGAGGAAGCGCCGUCUCAUCACGCUGACUCAGAGUUGGCAGCUUGUCGUAAGUCCACUGAGCUGGACCUCCUGGGCAGAGCAGCUGCUCGGUCCAGGCCCUGCCGCCCCGCCAGGAAAUCUCUGUCCCCGGUCCUGGACGGCAGUAGCUCGGUGGUCAUGAAGAGGAGGAGUCCAGAGCAGAUGGAGAAGGAGCUGCGAGGAGCAGAGGGAGCCACAGAACUCGGUCUUCAUCCUAAAGACGUUCCCACAGGUGCAGACGGAGUGGUGAAGGCUGAUGGCUCCCAGGCUUCCCACUGCAGCUCCUCAUCAGAACAGCAGCAGUUUUCCAUGGAGCAGCAGCUGUACGGAAUGUCCGGGCCCAAGGACGACAUCUUCUCGUUGGGAGGACCGAGCUACUUAUCGACCAACAAGAGCGGCGGCAGAACGUUAGGGGCAGCGCUGCUGGACUGUGAGUCUGAGAAUUCAGGAAACUCCCAUCAGUCCUUGCUGGAGGGAUCGUCUGCUCCGCCACAGUCAAAGGAAGAUCAGUCGCCCUCUGUCCUGGUGGCAGCAACAAGCAGCGACAGUGACACUGAAGACGAGGUCCUGCAGAGCAACAACUCCACAUAUGACAACCACAAUCCUCCCUGCACAGGAGAGCAGCUUCUGUCUGAUGACGUGAGUCUGCCAGCUGACAGGUGAUUCCCUCCCAGUCCGUCAGACCUGGCAACCCACUGGUUUACCCUCAGUGGUGGCAUGGACACACAGACACUGAAGCAGCUCAGAAUGCAUGAACUCAAAUUCAACAACAAGCGGAUGUUUUUAAUCCUCUGUUUGCACCAGAAACAGUUGAUUCAUUUUAAUCAAAUAUUUCACUCGACUGAAUAAAAACAAUGAAUCGUUUGAGAAAACAGUGACGGAAAGAAAAGCAACAUUUCAGUUUUCAGUAAGAACAUCUUUACGAAGACUAAAAACAUCAGAAACGUCAACAUUACUCGCCACAACAGGGCAUUUCAAAGCUGUCACUCUUUCUGUUUAAAGUUUAUUUAUUUAUAGAUAUAAAUCUCGAUAUUUGCAAGAGUCUAAUGAUGAGCUGUAAAUGAUCUGUAGUCGGUUAAGUUAGGAGUUUAAUCAGAGUUACUCUGCAGCAGGAACACCGCGCUUCUUUCCUUCACUGAUAUAAACCUAAAUUGUUCUUUUCUGGAUUCUCUCUCUCUGUGUCUCUCUCCCUCUCACUGUAUGUGUCUCUCUGUCUCUCUUUAUUUAUUUGACAUUUAGAUAUUUAGACAAAGUCACAGAACAACGUGAAUUCUAAAAUAAAAGAGUACAGCAGUGAUAAUCACAUGUGCUCGUUCAGACAUAAUUGUACGUCUUUGUACAAAACACUUUUAAUAAUAAUUUUUUACUGGUUUAUUUUUCAGAGAAGUUUAACAUGAACCUGCUCUGCUGCUGCUGGAGGAAAAAACACGUGUUUAACAGGUUCUUUCUGCACUAUGUAGACACUUUUCCUCACAAUAACCACUUCACUUAAGCUUAUUAUGAAGUAGAAAUUAGAGAAGGCAUGUAUCCACCUCUUUUCUCUGUUACGUUUCUUUUAUUUCUUCAUGUUGAUGAAAAAGCAGCGACGUCUGUGCAUUUGUUUGUUUUCUUUUUGUGCUUGUGUCAAAAUCUGCUUUUGUUUUGAAAAGUUUCUCCUGAAGCAAACUUUCAUUACAGGACGGCGUGUACGUUCACUUUUUGUGUGAUGAAUCAAAUAAAUGUUUUACUAAAAUGA